Hydractinia symbiolongicarpus is the source of this 1239-nucleotide messenger RNA. Its product is annotated as tumor necrosis factor alpha-induced protein 8-like protein. The record is from RefSeq and is a predicted model, not a curated record. Gene Ontology annotation, cellular component: cytoplasm. Gene Ontology annotation, biological process: regulation of apoptotic process. The coding region runs from base 134 to 871 and encodes 245 amino acids. The transcript has 2 exons. NCBI's taxonomy places the organism in Eukaryota, Metazoa, Cnidaria, Hydrozoa, Anthoathecata, Hydractiniidae.
AGAAUUAUCAUUGUGUUUCAACUCUAUCCAUGAAAUUGAUAGCUAUUAUUAUGUUCGGGAGGAACAAAAUUUUAACAGCAUCAAGAUAACUGGAUAUAAUGAAAAUAGCUUUCAUAAUUUUUUUCAACCAAAUAUGAUAUAUUUAGUUAGACCCCAUGCGAAUUUAGUUCUUAAUAAUUUAACAAGCUCUUCUAGUCCUAAAUGCUUCGUGUAUUUUUCUGAAAUAUAUUUUGUAAAUUUUUUCUCAGAUUAUAUUUACAUUUUUUUGUACAAGGACUGCAAGUUUUUUUCUUCUUUCCAGGGUAUGGCCGACGAUGACGCCCCUUCUAAGUCGUUGGGAAUACGUAUACAGGGCAAGAUUGCCAGCAAGAUGUCUACAAAGGGCUUAGCCAAACAAGUCGUGGAUGGACCGACGUCCGAUCUGAUUGAUAACUGCUACAAAAUCGCCAAGACUUAUUUGGAGAGUAAGAAAGACGCGGAGAAAAUAAUGAAGAACAUGAUAAAACUUGUCGUUAAGGUGGCCAUAUUGUCUCGAAACAAUAUGUUCACCAAGGAGGAGAUAACGCAUCUGCAGAACUUUCAGAAAAAAUUCAAAACUCUAGCCAUUACGAUAAUUAGUUUUUAUGAAGUGGACUUUACCUUCGACGGCGAGUACAUGAUUAAAAUUUUGAAUGAGUCGAGAGAACUCCUCGAACUGUCCGUGAAAAAUCAUCUAACGGAUAAAUCGUUGAAGCGGAUCGAUAACGUGUAUUCGUUUUAUUCCGACCCGAAAGUGUUAGAUAAGCUUUUCUUACCAGACAGCUCCUACCGGCCGUUUCUUGAAAAUAUCGUCAACGCCCUCAACAAACUCAUUGACAAUGGAGAAUUGUAAAAUAAAAAAAUAGAUUCGGAAUUGUUAUGGUCACGUGACUUAAGAAGUGAUUAAUGGCGGUAAAAGCAUGUUACUGUUGUACAUUUUUACGCUACGCCUGGAUAUAUGACUACACAACAUUUUUUUAUCUUCACGACACGCAUAACUUUUAUUUUUAGUUUGAUGUCUAUAUCGCCUUUGCUUUUAAAAAACUUAAAAUCUUACCAUAGGAGAUAAGAAAAGUCUAGUCUCGCACAGCAAUUACCACCAUUAUAUCUGUCUUUCCAUAGCGCCAUUUUUUUAUUAUCGAUCUUACUUUAUCCUUACAAAUAAUAAUUUGUUCUUUUUAUAUGUGUAUUUGUUUUUAUCAAUAUACAACUGUGACAUUU